Molecule: messenger RNA, 4380 nt
Organism: Zootoca vivipara (common lizard)
Lineage: Eukaryota; Metazoa; Chordata; Lepidosauria; Squamata; Lacertidae
Gene: NUDT17
Product: nudix hydrolase 17
Biological process (GO): NAD+ catabolic process; NADP+ catabolic process
Cellular component (GO): peroxisome; cytosol
Molecular function (GO): NADH pyrophosphatase activity
Source: RefSeq, a predicted model, not a curated record
CUGCGGGAGGGAGUUCCAAAGUUUAACCAGGCGUUGCAUAGUGUUUUUCCUUCGGGAGGGCAACUUUCCAGCUCCUUGCACAUGGGGCUGUUGGGAAAUGUUUAUAUACCUACCGUUGUUCCAUUGCAAAGAGAAUCAUCGAAGGAGCGCGCUUCACAGCAGCCACAAGAGGGCUCUCUCUAGGUUUGCCGGCGACGCCUUUUGCAAAGAUUGCAACCCCACCCAGCAGAAAUUGCAUUUCCUCCCGCAGCAGUUUCCUGUGGCUGCCCUUAGCCGGGAGUCGGCUUCACUUCCUGCCUGAAACUUAAAAGCCCCUAAACAAGGGAGCGUGCAAUGCACAGGUUGCAACAGCCUUUGAAAGGGGGGGGGGGGAAAACGGCUCUGCGGUUCCUUUGCAACCUCUGCGUGCAAAUGCAACGCCCGGACGCCGCAGAGCCUUUUGCAGCGUAGAGGCAGCAUGUUUCAAUUGCUCAUGAUAGUGAAUUUCCUCCAAGCAGCCAGGCUGAAAAGCCUCUGAAAAGCCUCGCUCCGAUGCUGGCUAGGAGGGCGAACAUGAAGAGCAUCAGGAAGGUGGUGGUUUACCUGUCCAAAGGGAACAGCUGCCCGCAGCGCGCCAGGUUCCAGCAGAGCAUCAUUGGGCACUUCUGCACAGGCGAUGAAGACAGCUGGAUGGUGAACUGCGCCUUGGACCAGCGCCGGUUCCUGAUUUCUGACAGGGAGUUUGCUGGCUCCAACAGGGUCCUCUUGCAGAGACCGCCUUUCUGCCCCAUCAAACACCUCACUGAGGCGCAAGCUUCUUCCCUCCCUGCGGAGACCCAGGAGCGAGGGGUGGAUGUGGGCGUGGCCAUCCUCCUGCAGUCGGCCAAUCAGAAAGUGUUGCUGACAAGGCGGUCCAAGACUCUGAGCAGCUUCCCCAACAUUUGGGUCCCUCCAGGUGGCCACAUCGAACAGGAUGAACAGUUGCUGGACGCUGGGCUGAGGGAACUGGGGGAAGAGACGGGCCUGUGGCUUGAAGAUGGGGAGUUUUCCUGGCGCCUGCUGGCCCUGUGGGAGUCGGUGUACCCUCCCAUGCUGAGCAGAGGCCUGCCAAAUCGUCACCACGUCGUCGUCUACCUCCUUUUGCUUUCCCGCGAGAGUCACCAGCAGCUUCAGGUGAGACUGAAGCCCAAUGAAGCAGAAGUGAGCGCUUACGCCUGGCUGGACGAGCCAGUCCUGGCACCCAUCGCUGCUACGCAGAAUGAGAUUGAGGGCACCAGUGCGACGGCAGCCGAUCUCCCACCAACUGUCAGCAUCACCGAACUGCAGCACAACUCAGCCAAGACAGUCGUCAUCCCCACCACAAUGUUCCUCAGCUCUGCUCCACUACAGGGGGAAGACGUUGAAAGGGUGAGCACCGGGACAAAGUUUGCCCUGAGGCUCUGGCUGGACACUUUAGCGGUGCAAGCAGAGUGAAAGGAUCAAAACUGGGAAGAGAGAGGGAGAGAGAGAGAGGAAGGAAGGAAGGAAGGAAGGAAGGAAGGAAGGAAGGAAGGAAGGAAGGAAGGAAGGUAGCAAGCCACAUGGGGCAUGAUCCGGACUCAGAUUUAAUCCUAGUUUUAAGAUGCUGGCAGUUGGCUCUCUCGAUACCACUAAGGUUGAUCAGGCUUCCCUUUUUGGGGUGUGGGGGGGGGGAGGACUGAUCUCACAGGGGAAUUGUAUUUUCACAUUUUAUUGUUCAGGAGCAACAACUGUUUCACUUCUUGCCUGGACUUUCACAGAUGUAGGAACACUCCACACUAACAGUGGCAGGAAAGCAUAUCAGGGUUUUUAAAAGGUCGUGUGUGUUGUUCGUUUUUUGGCAGAACCUGUCAUUGUAGAUACUUAAAAGAGGCAGUCCACUGUGCAGCAGGGAAGAAAUAAACGAAUGCAAACGAUGGGACGCAUCUGAAUUUCACACCAUGAGUUCCAGAAUUUUAUUUCAUGUGCUUAUCUGGUUCCUGUUCAAAGGACUAGCAUACAUGGGUUCCCUUCUCAUUCAAGACGACAGAAAAUAACCCGUGGAAGUGGGGCGGAUUUGAAACCUUGUCUACUUGUUCACUGCGCCACCGUGGCCCAGGUGUAGCAACCACUGCCGUGCUUUUUAGGAAGGGGCAACACAUCUUUUCUACUAUUGCUAUUCUUAUUUUAAAAACAUUACUUGUUUUGAAAAACCCAACAAAAAUAAAAGAAUGGGCGACGUAUGGCUCCACUUUGCUGCUCUGCUCAGCAGAUCGGCAGCCGUAUCCUGUACCAGCCGCGGCUUCCAGACUGCCUGCCAACUCUUACCAUUCAAGGGUAGCCCCGAGUGCAGCACAUUGCAGUAGACCAGUCAGGAACUGCCAACCAGGAUCUCUUGGUCAGGGACAGCCAUGGCAGGUGAACCAGCUGAGGCUGGAAAUUGGCACUAAUGAAGUUAGAACUACUCCACAACAGUUCUUUUGCCAAGAAUUUAUUUUAUCUAAAAGGUACUUUUUGCAUAUACUGUACACACAAUGGCUCCAAGCUGAUAAAACAAACGAGAUUCAAUGGACAGAAAAAGGGAGACCCAAAAGUGUGAAGCCAAGCAUUCCUCUUUUUUGCUAUUGGGGUACAGAUGAAAUAUUUUAAGAUGUUAGCGAGAUGAGGCAGGGUGUGUGUGUGUGUGUUGUCUGCAGACAUAUUGUUUUAAAGCUGUUGAUGGCAUUGAAAGAAAAACCAGAACCCCUGACCUUUCUUUGUCCCAAAAUGCUCAUUGUUAUGUACAAAACAUAGAUGCCUGUAGAGCUUGGCAGUUCUUCAUGCGGCUGCCUGGUCUUAACCCCCACUUGAUAAACAGCUUCAAGGCUGCAUGCCAGGGGUGUGUGUGUUGGGAACCUUGGGGGACACCUGCCCCCAGGUUCUAAGAAAGUGUCUUCCUGAAGGCUCCCCACACCCAUCCUUGAAGAGAAACUUGUGGUAUCGCUUACCAAGAUUUCAUGCUUCAAAGGAGCUGGAAUGUUGGCAAUGCUCAGGAGGAAUGGGGGGGGGAGGUGUACCAAGCAUGGGGAUUUGAGGUUGGAAGACUGCAGGGAUGGGGGACAACAUCAGCUGUAAUGUAGGGCAGGAGCCCCCUCCUCACCCUCAGCUCUUUAUUUCUGGCUUCAAACCUUGCUCAAAGAAUAGCUUCAACAUCGCAACGCUUCCACUCCAGAGGACUAGAAACUUGAGAUAAAUCUCUUGGCGUUUGACUGUUCUAAGCAGAUGCCUUGAAAAAACCCCUAGAGGGAAAUAACUAGGGGACACCAAAGACACACACCUAAUGGCACAUAAUUAAGAACAUAAGAAGAGCCUGCUGGAUGGGGCCAUGGGAAACCUGCAAGCAGGAUUUGAGCACACAAGUGCCCUCUCCCACCCUGCAGUUUUCAGCACCUGGCAUUCCUGGAGGCAGCGGUGAGCAGCUACCGCUAGCCCUCUCCUCCAUGAAUCUGCCUACUGGUCAUCAUUUAAAGCCAUGGAGGUUGGUGGCCAUUGUUGCUUCCUGUAGGAGGGGGUCCCACAGUUUCAACUCUUCAUUCUGGCUUCAUCACCUUUCCGAUUCCAAAUACCCCCCCCCCCCCACUUCCUUCUAUCACCAAUGCAGAUUAAUACCGCCUGCCCACCAAAGGAUGCUCUGAAGAAAAUACGAUGUAGAGUAUUUGCAUCCAUUCAAGCACCCUCUAAAAAGUUAGUGAAAUGAUAUAAUUAUUGGGGGGGGGGGAGAGAGAGAGAGAAACUAAUCUGCGUUAAAGCAAAGGUUGGAUGACCGAGGCACCAACCCUUAUGCUGCAGUGUGGCAGACAUCAAUGCUGCUGAAACGUAAGACAUUCCCUACAGUGGGAACUUCCAACAAGCUCAAAUUUGGGUGGCUGUGAAGUAUAUGGAUUUUGUGUGUUGCGACUUGGAAGUGAAGCUUUGGCCUGAUGCUAGGAAGUUUUCGGGCUGUUUAAUUCUGACUUCCACCUCACUUUGCCAGCCGAUCCCUUUGGCUGGAGAGGCAGCGGUGGUGGGGUUGUUUGCAACUUUUGCAUGUAAUGGAAGUGCUCUACCACUCAACUAUUGUCCCAACGCAGAGAGCGAAUGUCUCCCAUUACCUUCCCAUUCCGGAACCCCAAAUAAGCUUCCAAGGAAGCCUAGGAUUCAACAAAACCUCUUUCUUGUUCCAAACUCAAAUUUGAAAUGAAACAUGAGAGGAGGACUUAUCGAAACAAAAUUCUCCGAGGAGCGGGAGAUCUGGGUAACGGGCUAUGCCAAAUGGAAUUAACAGCUCUGAUCAAAAUGCAUUUGAACAUUUCCUGCCCCGAAAUUGGGCAUUUCUGGCUUUUUGAUCUGCACACCGUGGAUUUUUUAAAAAAAAGUUGGAGAGGC